Messenger RNA from Perca flavescens (yellow perch), 2544 nucleotides. It is a transcript of the gene dpy19l3, whose product is annotated as dpy-19 like C-mannosyltransferase 3. Gene Ontology annotation, cellular component: nuclear inner membrane. The record is from RefSeq and is a predicted model, not a curated record. NCBI's taxonomy places the organism in Eukaryota, Metazoa, Chordata, Actinopteri, Perciformes, Percidae. Gene Ontology annotation, molecular function: mannosyltransferase activity. The transcript has 19 exons. The coding region runs from base 168 to 2381 and encodes 737 amino acids.
UGAACGAUGAAUUUUAACGAGAGGGAAAAAGAGGAGAGGAAAAUGAGAGAGCGAGGGAGAUAGAGAGAAAUAGGGAGAGAGAGAGAGAGAGAGAGAGAACGAGGGGGAGGUAUAGGAGAGCUGUCGGACCUUCCUACCUGCCGCUGCUGUAGAGGAGGUGUUUUAACAUGACAGCCUUGCGUCAGAGGAAGGGCAGCAAGGGGAAGGAGCCCCCUCUCGGUGCAGAGUUUCAGUCCCAGCAGUCCAACUGUUGCACUGAUCAUCAUCCAGAAAAGAUCUUGCAUGGUGAUUGGUCAUGGGGGGCAAUAAUCUGGACAUCAGUUGGUUGGUCUGUGUCUGUUGGUCUUGGCUUGCUGUGCUGUAUCUACAUGGCCACGCUACAUGAGAACGACCUGUGGUUCUCCAACAUAAAGGAAGUGGAGCGGGAGAUCUCCUUUCGGACAGAGUGUGGACUGUACUAUUCCUACUACAAGCAAAUGUUGCAGGCCCCGUCCAUACAGGAAGGGCUCUCCGAUUUGAUCCAUGACAACUUGACAGAAUCCAAGAGGACCAUUAAUCUCCUACAGCGAAUGAAUAUCUACCAAGAGGUCUUUCUCAGCGUUCUCUACAGAUUGCUGCCCAUACAGUUGUAUUUGGAGCCAGUGUAUUUCUACAUUUACACGGUGUUCUCGCUCCAAGCGGUGUAUGUGAUCGCUCUGUACCUCACAGCGUGGCUCCUGUCGGGUUCCUGGCUGGCCGGUACGCUCGCCGGGGUCUGGUACAUCCUCAACAGGGUGGAUACCACUCGUGUGGAGUUCACCAUCUCCCUCAGAGAGAACUGGUCUCUGCCCUUCUUAGCGCUGCAGGUCACCGCUGUCACCUGUUACCUCCGGCCUCAGCUCACCGCCUUACAGCAGAAGGUGAUGGUGUGGUUGAUGUACAUGACAACUUUGUGUUUCUGUCUGACGUGGCAGUUCAACCAGUUCAUCCUGCUCGUUCAGGCUCUCAUCAUAUACGCCCUGGACUGUGUCGACUUCUUAACAACUACACAGGUGACCACUUUGUACCUUGUUCAAGUGAGCAGUCUGCUGAGUGUGUGGCUCCUCCAGUUCUGUAACUCCAUGAUACUGGGAUCGCUGGUUCUGAGCUUCAUCGUAGCCGCACUCUUCAUCAAACACUGCCAGUCUGGUCUGAAGACAGGAAGCCUGCUGGUUCGUCUGGGCAAACUGCUUCUCCACAGCGCCCUGGUUCUCCUUCUCACCGUCACCAUCAACUACCUGGCCAAGAAAGCACUACAGCUCAGAUCAGACGAACACAUCUUUAAAUUCAUCAAGUCAAAGUUUGCCUUGGGCCCGACAAGGGAUUUCGAUGCCAAUCUGUAUCUGUGUGAGGAGGCCUUUGGCCUGCUGCCCCUGGACACCCUGGAGCGCCUGGCUGGGACCCUGCUGCUGUACCCCUACAUCCUCACACUGCUGCUGCUCAGCGGCGUGUUUGCACUGGCUGCACUGCACAACCUGAGCCGACCUAAAGGGGGAGGAUCGGCCGAGGAGAAGAAAGGAGCCGCAGACGGGCGAGUGGUGGCUCUUCGUCCAGAUGUGGCCUACAAUCUGUUGCAUACACUGUUCUACGGCCUCCUGGCUUUCAGCACCAUGAGGAUGAAGUAUAUAUGGACCGGCCAUAUGUGUGCAGUCGCGGCCUACGGUGUGUGUGGGAAGGAGUUGUGGACUAUGCUUCUCAGCACUCUCAACUGCAAUAGUAAAGUUCUGUUGAGGCUUGUCAGACAUGCAGUCCCACUGUUGAUGAUCGGUUGCCUGUAUUAUAAGUUCUGGCCUAAACUGAUGGAGGAGCUAUCAGAACUGAGGGAGUUUUACGAUCCAGACACUGUGGAGCUCAUGACCUGGAUUAGCACAAAGACCCCUAAGCGGGCUGUGUUUGCAGGCAGCAUGCAGCUGCUGGCUGGCAUCAAGCUGUGCACAGGCAGAGUUCUCACCAACCACCCCCAUUAUGAAGAUAAAGACCUGCGGGAGAGGACCAAACAGGUGUAUCAGGUGUAUGCUCGCCAGUCCCCGGAGGAAGUCUAUGACAUCCUGAGAGCCGUGGGGGCCGACUACGUGGUGCUGGAAAACAGCAUCUGUUACGAGCGGAGGCACAGGCGAGGCUGCAGACUGCGGGACCUGCUCGACCUGGCCAACGGACAUAUCAUGGACGGCCCGGGAGAGAAUGACCCAGACCUUGUCCCUGCCUCGCACCCUCGCUUUUGCGAGGCCGUCAAGACGGACACGGCGGUGUACAGCGCUCUGUUCACCAGAACAUUCCAGAACAAAACCUUCCAUGUGUACCGGGUCAAGAAGAAACGCAAGAAAAGCGGCAAGAGCACGUCAGAGCCCAGCGCGACUCAGUAGCAGCCCCUCCGCCCCCCCCAGACGGAGGAGAAGAAGAGAUGAAAACACUGAAUCCUCGCUGUUUCUCUGUCUCCUUCCUGCACUGUGCCCAGCUGUGAUCAUGCCCAUUAUUUUUUGAACACGUGGCUCUGUGAACUGUGCCGUUAGAGCAGUGUGCCGGUUC